AAGGUGUGUGGUAAUGGUGGACAUGAUGUAAUCGUGAACACUCAAAACCAGGGUAUCUACAAGCUCUUAGGAAAUGCGAUAAGUGCUGCCACCUGUCGGUUAUCUUUAAAAACAUUUCCGUUGCGCCACCAUUCAAUGUGGAGUUGUUGUUUGGCAGUGAAGAAGACUUUUGUGUGUUUGUUGCAAUAUGUUAUAAGUAAAAGGCGGAUUUUGAAGUAAAAGAGAUGAACAUCAGUGCCGCAGCUAUAUUCCUGGCCGUUAUGUGCGCCAACGUGCACGGAGGGUGCGGCGCAAGAAUUCUUGGUGUGUUCGACUUCAACAGCAAGAGUCACUUCCGCAUGUUCGAGGUGCUCUUGAAGGCCCUCGCCGCCAGAGGUCACGAGGUCGUGGUGCUGGGCCACUUCCCGCAGAAGAAGCCCGUGCCGAACUACACCGACAUCGACGUGUCCGAUUCCGUGCCGCAGAUAGUGGACAACUUUACAGUGAAGUACGUCCAAGAACUACGUUUCGUGAGCCUGAUGGAGUACCUUUGGGUGGAGACGCGCGAGAUAUGCCGCAAGUCCCUGAGCCACCCGAACGCCCGGGCGCUGCUGCGGUCCGACCAGAAGUUCGACCUCGUGAUCACGGAGGUGUUCGGCUCGGAGUGCGCCGCGGGCUUCGCGCACAGGUUCGACGCUCCGCUGGUGAGCAUCGUCUCGUGCGUGGCGUUCCCCUGGACCCACGGCCGGCUGGGCAACCCCGACCACCCGGCCUACGUCCCGAGCUACACCCUGCCCUACACGGACAGGAUGACCUUCUGGCAGAGGGUCGUCAACGCGCUGUACCACGUGUUCUUCGAGGUGGGGAACCACGUGUUCAACGACGCGCCCACGCACUCGCUGCUCAAGGAGCUGUUCGGCGCCGACGUGCCGACGGUCGGGGAGAUACACAAGAGGACGAGCUUGGUCCUGGUCAACAGCCAUUUCAGCGUGAACGGUCCCAGGCCGGCGGUCCCGGGGUUCGUCGAGGUCGCCGGGCUUCACAUUCAACCUCCGGGGGAGCUGCCCCAGGAUCUGCAGACGUUCCUGGACGAGUCCGAGCACGGGGUAGUGUACUUCAGCCUGGGUUCCUUAGUCCAGGUUCAGUCUUUCUCGCCAGAGAAACUUCAGGCACUCCUCGAUGCCUUCGCUGCCCUGCCGGAGCGGGUGUUGCUCAAGUACACCGGCAGCGAGUUGCCGGGCAAGCCAUACAACGUGAUGGUGAGGAAAUGGCUGCCGCAACUUGAGAUACUUAGUCAUCCCAAGGUGAAAGUGUUCAUCAGCCACGGAGGACUAAUGAGCACCCUGGAGUCGGUGUACGCGGGUGUGCCAAUGAUAGGCAUGCCGCUGUUCGCCGACCAGGACUUGAACAUCAUGAGGAUGAUGCACCUCGGCAUGGCCACCAUGCUCAAGUACAACGACCUCACCAAGGACACUCUUUUACAGAACAUAAGAACCGUCAUCGACGACAAAAGGUACUCGGAGUCGGCGAGGCGCGUGUCCGCCUUGUUCCGCGACCGGCCGGCCACGGCGCUGCAGUCGGCCGUGUUCUGGACCGAGUACGUGCUGCGCCACGGCGGCGCGCCGCACCUCCGGACCGCGGCGGCCGACAUGCCCCUGCACCGCUACCUGCUGCUGGACCUGGCCGGCGCGCUCCUGCUGGCCGUCUGCGCCGCGCUCUGCGCCGCCCGCGCGCUGCUCCGAGCGCUGCUGGCCCCCCGCGCCAAGUCCAAGGCGGAGUGACGGCGUCCCAGCGGCUCUCAGUGGCUCUCAGCGGCUCCCAGCGGCUCCCAGUGGCUCCCAGCGGCUCUCAGUGGCUCCCAGCGGCUCCCAGUGGCUCCCAGAGACUCCCAGCGACUCUCAACGGCUCCCAGUGACUCCCAGAGACUCACAGUGGUUCCCAGAGACUCACAGUGGUACACAGCGGCUUCCAGCGGAUCCCAGCUACUCUCAACGGCUCCCAGUGACUCCCAGUGGCUCUCAGAGACUCACAGUGGCUCCCAGUGGAUCCCAGCGGCUCUCAGUGAAUCUCAGUGGCUCUCAGUGGCUCCCAGCGGCUCCCAGCUUCUCUCAACGUUUCCCAGUGACUCCCAGUGGCUCCCAGCGGCUCCCAGUGGCUCUCAGUGGCUCCCAGAGACUCACAGUGGUUCCCAGCGGAUCCCAGCUACUCUCAACGGCUCCCAGAGACUCACAGUGGCUCCCAUAGACUCACAGUGGCUCCCAGUGGCUCCCAGCGGAUCCCAGAGACUCAUAGUGGUUCCCAGCGGAUCCCAGCUACUCUCAACGGCUCCCAGAGACUCACAGUGGCUCCCAGUGGAUCCCAGAGACUCACAGUGGAUCCCAGAGACUCACAGUGGUUCCCAGCGGAUCCCAGCUACUCUCAACGGCUCCCAGAGACUCACAGUGGCUCCCAGUGGAUCCCAGAGACUCACAGUGGAUCCCAGAGACUCACAGUGGUUCCCAGCGAAUCCCAGCUACUCUCAACGGCUCCCAGAGACUCACAGUGGCUCCCAGUGGAUCCCAGAGACUCACAGUGGAUCCCAGAGACUCACAGUGGUUCCCAGCGGAUCCCAGCUACUCUCAACGGCUCCCAGAGACUCACAGUGGCUCCCAGUGGAUCCCAGAGACUCACAGUGGAUCCCAGAGACUCACAGUGGUUCCCAGCGGAUCUCAGCUACUCUCAACGGCUCCCAGAGACUCACAGUGGCUCCCAGUGGAUCCCAGAGACUCACAGUGGAUCCCAGAGACUCACAGUGGUUCCCAGCGGAUCCCAGCUACUCUCAACGGCUCCCAGAGACUCACAGUGGCUCCCAGUGGAUCCCAGAGACUCAAAGUGGUUCCCAGCGGAUCCCAGCUACUCUCAACGGCUCCCAGAUGCUCCCAGAGACUCACAGCGGCUCCCAGUGGCUCUCAGUGGCUAUUACCCGAGGUUGCUCUGCUUGUGCGCUCCUGCCGCGUCGAAGGCGAAGAGUUCGUGACAUUGCGGACAACAAUGCAGUUGAAACUUACGUAGCAUACGACGCCCACUAGCGCUGCGCUCGAAUCACGAGUCCAAAGCGAACUGAAUAACGCCCACACUAUAACUAUUACUUUAUAAUCCUAUAAAACUACACAUAUAAUAAAUAAGUUGCCAUUUCUACUAAUAAUAAUAUAUUCCAUACAAUAUAAAGCACUCAAUAACUUAAAUAUUUUAUACUAAAAAUUAAUACAUUUCAUUAACUUCUGGUUAAAACUUCUCACAGUUUCUGAAACGUAUUACCAACUUAACACUCUGUUUCAGUUCAAACCAUUCGUAUAAAUAAACCCAACUUUUCCGGAAAGAACUAUAACAGUAUUUAACUUCUCAAAAAAAUCAGGUUGCCAUUAACGGGAACUAUAAACGUAAAUAAAACCAAACACGUUUAAAUUGAAAUAUCAGACUAAGAGGAGAUAGAGGACACGCCACAAUUCGCCAUUUAUAGUUUUUACUGAACGUCAUUGAGAAACCACAAGAAUGGACAAGAGUGUAAUACACAAACAAAAAGAAAACAAGCCAAAAUCAGCUGAUAUUAAAUGAAUAGACAAACAACACGGGAAUAAUUCCGAAAAAAAAAAGGGGGAAAGACGAGGCAGUUAUAACGAACAGGAAAAAAUAUAUAUAUAUAUUUUGGGAAGCCUACUGCGUUUAUCUGUGCCACCAUCAUUGUGUUGCCAACAAUAUCUGUUUACUUUGUCUGUUUUUUUUUUUAACAACUGCCUCGUCAUUAUCAGCCCGCUAUGUUUGUCUGUGCCGCAAUCUGGAGAUAACAGGAACAGAAAAAUUAAAUUGUUUUUAGCAUGUGUCAUUUAAAGUGCUGAUCAAUACCUAGGCCAUUCCAAUCUGUAAUAUCGUAUAAGAAAAUAUUUCAAGUGUAUUUAUUGCCUCCUACAAUGACGCGAUGCUACCAGAAUUUGAUCGUAUGAAUUCAUAAAACUAAAGGAAGGAUAAUUUACUAGGAAAAAAAUAUAAAAUUUUUUAAAGAAAAAUGAGCGUAAAUAAACAUCGUUGAAAUUGAAGUUUUAGAUGUCCAUAAAAUCGUUGUUUGAAAGAGUUUAUUUUUCAAAUUUUCCGGGGAAGGGAUUGUGGUUAUUCCGUAACCCCCAGCCAAGGCCUCCCCCCCCCCCUCAUCGGUUAGACAACACUUCAAAAUAUUAUGACCUUCCAUGAGGUCUCUGUAUACGUACCAACCUCAGUCAAUGUAGAGACAGGGGGAAAACCAUCAAAUAAUAUGUAAAAAAUAAUUUAAAAUUUGUAGUAGUAUUUAUACCCUGUAUACUAAUGCCAAUAAUUAAUAUAUUCAUGUUGAAAGUUUAAAGUCUUACUUUUAUCAAAAUACAUUUUAUAUCUACAUGUUAAAAAAAAAUAUUUUAACUGCAAUACAGCGGUGGCAUUUUCAUUGAUUUUUUUUCCCUACAUAGGCUAGUUAUUUUCUCAAUAGUCUGUUUUUUUCUGAAAUGUAGUUUUGUUUAUAAUUCUCACCCAGCAGUUCUUCUGGCCUAUUUUCAAUUUUAGAUACGAAUUCAAUAAGAAAUUUUAAGUUAUCGAGCAAAAAAGAAAAAAUAAAUCAUAAACCCGCGAAAUGCUGUAAACAUUUUCCACAAAAACAAAAUCAAGUGUCUACAAUAAAGGUAAUAAUUUCAAUUAACUAGCCAUUUAAUAUUUUAACAUGCAGCAUAAUUUUUAGGUUUCGGAAAACAAUUAUUUUUCCCUCGAAUACACAGGGAACCUUUAAAUCAUAAGGGCUGGAUGCAUUAUUUCGAGGUUGGUAACAGCACAUAGGGAGUAACUUCAGAUAAAGGCUUCGUGGCUCUCCGGGCCUGGAGGUUCCAAAACCGGCCUGUGGACUCGUCGCCCCAUCUCCUGCUGGAAGACAGCGAAAUUUGAUAAUCUGCAAGUUUCGGUGGGAGAUGCCGUCCUCUUGUUCUUGGUGGAGCUAAGAGGGAGGUUCGUCUCAUCGCGAAGUUUCGAGAACGUCGCUUCUCUUGAGCGGAGUGCAGCGGGGGUAGAGUUUCCCUUCUCCCCUCCUCCCACCCCCUUGCAAACAUUUGCAUGAGCCACCUUGUCCCACGGCUCUACGCCCCCUGUCGACACGGUAGCGCGGCGUCUGUACGUCAGGGGGUGUAUCCCACCCCCCCUCCCUCACCGACCCCUCACCCCUUGGGACGUGACCCGCACCCCUAACCGGCGGCUUAAUAAUCUCUGUCGGCCCUCGAGCCAGGGGCUGCUCAAUACCAAUACCUCUCUCUCCACCCCCCCCCCUACCCAUACCCACUUCCCCUUCCGCAAGCCUGGCUUUUGUUUGGAGUAGCUGUUCCAUCCCUGACUCGUCGCAGGCGCCGGGUCUCAAUCAUCUACUCUCCCCCCCCCCCCACUCUCUCUCUCUCAUCAACCUCACACACCUCCCCUCGCUGGCACAGGCGCGUUUACUGUUUCUGAAAUGGAGCUAGGAAUAUUGUCAGGCGAUGGCAUUAUGCAACGUAGUUGAAGUCAAUUUCUUUUUUUUAAUGUGUAAACAAACAUCUUAUCUAUCGAUACACGUUAUAUAGUAGGAGUGAUUUCGUGGAAAUGAAACGGAAGUCGAUGUACGGAAAUGUGUAAACAAGAUGGAGGACCCACGUGUAGCAACAUAAACCCGUUGUAGAGCAAAGUUUUAAAAAAGCUGUGUCACGUAAUAUAACUCAUCCAUAGAGUAAUAUCAUUUUCAUCAACAAAAUGUAUGAUAUUCCAUGACUAUAAUGUUUUCUCUGUGAUUUAAUGUGUAUGAUUUCAAGCCACUAAUUUGUUUUGAAAUCUUUAUUUUUAAGAAGUGACAGAUUUUUUAUUUUAUUUAUAAUGCAAAAUUGCAGUUGUGAAAGUUUGGAGUUUGUUCCAUUUUAGAACAUUUUCAGUACGAUUUCCACCAUCAUCUGAAACAUGUAUUAUUAGGCCUAUAAGUCUUCCAUAAUUGAAACCAGAAAUAUCGUUGGUAGUACGCAUUAAACGAAGAAUUAUUAUUUAGGACACGUCUUAAAUAUUGAUUUUAUGUAAUUAUUGUGCAGCUGGACGUCGAAGUGAAAGAUUCUUAUCAAAGUGACGUUCUGGGAAAUCAUUCGUAUGACAUGAUUUUCAAUUGACCGACGGACAUUUUUAAUUGGCUUCUACUGUGACAUCCAUUUGUAUGGCAUCGAAAUGAACUAUUUUAGAAACGGACUAUUUUAAAUGUACAGUGGAUAGUUUAUACCAAGAGCCACUAGAUAAACUCCGUGAACUUCAGUUCUACUGUGGGAUGAUAGAUAGAAGAUUGGUGAUCAUCGUACUACCACUUAUCGUCACGUCGAGUUAUAAAACUACGACAACACGAACUACUGCGUAUCCUGAAACAUAGUUUAGAGAACACUUACAAGCUGAGUUCACGUUUGUGUGAUGAACAGAUGAACACGUACUACUAAAGGUGUUUGUAGGUUUCAUACUCCAUGAUCUAUAAACCAAUAGAUAUGUAAAGGGUAGGUGAAUCAUGUAUGAAAAUGUCCAUGUAUUUGUCAACUAUUAACAUACUGAUUUCAAAUUCUCAUAGUAAAUGUGAUAAUUCCGAUUAUUACAUUUGAAAAUUUUAAUAUGCUAUAUGUUUUUGUCUUGCCACUAUUUUACACAAUAACUUUAUGUGCUACUAUCUCAUUAUUCACCUUGAGGAUACCAUAGUAGAUAGAAGCCUAAUUAUUUUAUUUGCUCUUAGAUCUUACCUAGAUGAGUUAUUUGUGACUUUAUUGACUCCAUAAAAUUUCAUGUGUGGUAAAUAUUGUGCUAUAAUCAAUACAAUAUGGGUAUAUUGUUAUGAUAUAGUAAACACUGGUACAGAAGAAAUUAAGAUGCUGGUAUUGAUUUUGAUGGUAAACUUAAAUAUCAUUGCAAAGGAUAUUGUCAUUUUGUUCUGAACUGGACCAAGUUAGUUUGUAAUAUCACACUAUAUGUUCCCAUCUGAUAAACGUAAUUUAGAGGGAAUUAUAGAAUUUCAAAAUGAUAUAGUU
This is a messenger RNA of Bacillus rossius redtenbacheri, 7040 nucleotides long. Its product is annotated as UDP-glucosyltransferase 2-like. NCBI's taxonomy places the organism in Eukaryota, Metazoa, Arthropoda, Insecta, Phasmatodea, Bacillidae. The coding region runs from base 225 to 1760 and encodes 511 amino acids. Gene Ontology annotation, molecular function: UDP-glycosyltransferase activity. The transcript has 5 exons. The record is from RefSeq and is a predicted model, not a curated record.